ACUGUCUUUUACGGUGUGCCGAAAUCUUACUUUAAAAGGAGUUUUACUUCUGAAAGAAAAGACGGACGCCCAGAGUGCGUCUGUGGCCGCCGCGCAGCAGUUGUUGACAGUCAUUGGAGGAGACGAAUUGGGUCGGAAUUUACCCAACUCGCUGGCCUUUGAUAUUUUACGUCGGACGUGUGCUUGUCUGCGUUUUUAACAAGCAGCACCAGCAGCUAGCUUGCAAAACCCUGGACAACAAUAACACUUCGUGAUCUGGCGGGUGUGAGUGUGUUGCAUCAUUAACUCCUAAAGACAGCUACCAGCUCAUCAAGACCCCACACGCACGCGAGCAUUUCACGCGCGUCAGCGACCACGUUAGUGAGCCAUGACGCUACUCGGCUAACGCUAGCGUGCUAGCUGCUACCAGCUCAUAGACGGAGACGAAGGAGAGACGCGCCACGCCAUGCUGUGCUGGGGAAAUGCCUCCUAUGGACAGCUAGGCUUGGGGGGAAUCGAUGAAGAGAUUGUUGUUGAGCCACGAAAAUGUGAAUUCUUUCACGGGAAGCAAGUGUGCGAUUUGGGGUGCGGCCACAGGCACACAGCCUACCUGCUGGAGGACGGGACAGUGUACACCUGUGGAUGCAAUGACCUAGGACAGCUGGGACACGAGAAGUCCCGCAAGAAACCAGAGCAGGUCGUGGCUCUGGAUGCACAGAUCAUUGUGGCAGUGUCAUGUGGAGAGUCCCACACACUGGCCCUGAAUGACAAAGGGCAGGUGUUCUCGUGGGGCCUGGGCUCAGAUGGCCAGUUGGGACUACAGAACUUUGAAGAAUGUGUGCGUGUGCCGAGGAAUAUCAAGAGUUUGUCAGAUGUACAAAUUGCUCAGGUAGCUUGUGGCUAUUAUCACUCACAUGCACUUUCAAGAGGUGGCCAAGUCUUCUCCUGGGGCCACAACCGAUAUGGACAACUCGGGCUAGGAAUGAACGGACAGAGUAUUUCCACCCCCCAAAUGAUCCAGUCUCUGCAGGGCAUUCCCUUUGCUCGGAUAUCAGCAGGUGGCGCUCACAGCUUUGCUCUCACUCUCUCGGGGGCGGUGUUCGGCUGGGGGCGCAACAAGUUUGGUCAGCUGGGUCUCAAUGACUGCAAUGAUCGUUUUUUUCCAUCCCUGCUGAAGUCCCUUAGAUCCCAGAGAGUGAUUUACAUCUCCUGUGGAGAAGAUCACACAGCAGCACUUACCAAGGAAGGAGGUGUGUUCACAUUUGGUGCUGGAGGAUACGGACAACUUGGACACAACUCUACAAACCAUGAAAUCAACCCGAGGAAAGUGUUUGAGCUCAUGGGAAAUGUGGUCACGCAGAUUGCAUGUGGAAGGCAGCACACGCUGGCUUUCACACCCUCCGGUGCAAAGAUGGACUCGUUUGGGCUAGCCGGUAACGGGCAGCUUGGCACUCGCUCCACUUGCAACAGAAAGAGUCCGGCCCUCGUCAAAGGCCCCUGGAUGGCUUCCAAGGAUGCAGACUCUGAGCCGUGCUGUUAUGUCAAGAGGAUUUAUGCUGGAGGAGACCAGAGCUUUGCUCAUUACUGCACAAACAAUAAACUGCAGAACAUGGAUGACACGAUGAUGCAAGAUCCCCACAGGAAGAUUUGCACUUUGAAUGAGGAUAUUAUAGACAAGUGGUGUAACUACUCACCAGGGAGACUCCCAAUAGAAAUCUCCAAUGAGAUUGACCUUGUGUUCUCCUCGGCGAGCUGCCUCAACGGAUCUUUUCUGUCCACGAGUCACCCAGAUCACUACAGUACCAGCAGUAAGUGUUCAGGCGUGGAUGUAAACACGGCUCGCAUCCUGUUGCACAAAGUCAUCCAACAGCAUCACCACGAGAUCGCUCAGCAGAUUGCUGCCAGUCUGGAAAAGAACCUUAUUCCCAAACUAAGCAACUCUCCUCCAGACAUUGAAGCCCUGCGACUCUACCUCACACUUCCAGAAUGCCCUCUCUUCAAGGACCGGAAUAAUUACGUGACCAUCGCUAUUCCGUUUGCCAAGUCCCUCCUCAGUCUGAAGGAGGCUCCAUUGAAAGUGCUCGGGAACUGGUGGUCUACAUUUGAGCCCCCCGCCUUCCAGCGUCUGGUCGAGUUGUACAAGGAGGUGGUGGUGUAUCUGCUUCAGAUGCACAAGAUGGGCAUUCCUUCAGUUGAGCAGAGGAUUUUCACCUGCUUCCUGGACACGUCCCUCAAACUCCUGGAGAUCCUGCAAACAGUGAGUGAGAGAGCAGGACACAUCAUUCAGUACGAUAAAUUCUACAUCCACGAGUUGGAUGAGCUGAUCGACAUCAGGAAUGACUACGUCACAUGGAUUCAGAGGCAGAUGUACCCGUUGGGUCAUGAUGGUGUGGUGACUUUGUGCAGGUAUCCCUUUGUGUUCGAUGCCCAAGCAAAGACAACACUGCUUCAGACUGAUGCCGUCAUACAGAUGCAGAUGGCAGUGGACCAGGCACAAAUGCAAAACUUUAGUUCCAUGUUCCUGCCAGCGGUUGAAUCUGUCAACCCGUGCCUCAUACUCAUCGUUCGGAGAGAAAAUAUUGUUGGAGACACCAUGGAAGUCCUCAGGAAGUCAAAGAACGUUGACUACAAGAAACCACUCAAGGUGAUCUUUGUGGGAGAAGAGGCAGUCGAUGCAGGAGGCGUGAGAAAAGAGUUCUUCCUCCUGAUCAUGAAAGAGCUGCUGGAUCCCAAAUAUGGGAUGUUCCGUUACUACGAGGAGUCCAGGCUCAUCUGGUUUUCAAACAAGACCUUUGAGGACAUUGACUUGUUCAACCUCAUUGGGGUCAUCUGUGGCCUGGCCAUUUACAAUCUGACAAUAGUGGAACUCAACUUCCCAGUGGCCCUUUACAAGAAGCUCCUGAAGAGGAAGCCGACACUAGAUGACCUGAAAGAGCUAAUGCCAGAUGUGGGAAGGAGUCUGCAGCAGUUACUGGACUACACAGAAGAUGACCUCGAGGAGACCUUCUGCUUGAACUUCACAAUCACAGAGGAGAACUACGGCGCCACAGAGGUCCUGGAACUAGUGCGGAAUGGCGAAGACAUCUCUGUCAAUAAAUCAAACCGGCAGGAUUUUGUCGCCGCAUACGUAGACUAUGUUUUCAACACAUCAGUGGCCUCGCUCUUUGAGUGCUUCUACGCAGGCUUCCACAAGGUGUGCGGAGGAAAAGUUCUCGAGCUGUUCCAGCCAAAUGAACUGCAAGCCAUGGUCAUUGGCAACACCAACUAUGACUGGACAGAGCUCGAAAAGAGUACUGAAUACAAAGGGGAGUACUGGAAGGACCAUCCCACCAUCAGGCUCUUCUGGGAGGUGUUCCACAGUCUUCCCUUAGAGAAGAAAAAGCAAUUUCUAUUGUUCCUCACAGGAAGUGACCGGAUACCCAUUUUGGGAAUGAAAAACCUGAAGCUAGUGAUCCAGCCCACCAGUGGAGGGGAGCAUUACUUACCUGUGGCCCACACCUGCUUUAACCUGCUGGACCUACCCAAGUACAAGAGUCUGGAAACCCUCUGUGAGAAGCUUCUACAGGCUAUAGAUCACAAUCAAGGCUUUAAUCUGGCCUGAAAAAACCAUGUCCAGACUGUUGACGGCAACCACAUUCCCGAAAGUUUUAUUUUCGCAGUUCUGCUGUAAGAAUUGGACACUGGGUAAGGGAAAGGGAAAGAGGCAGCCACAUGGCACUGAAACUGAGAGUGGUUGUCUAUACUUUCAUAGGUAACCGUGAUUUUGAUUUCCCAGCUUUUUCUAACGCGUCACAGUAUUUGAUGCUCUACUCGUUGAAUCGAUAUUGAAUCGAUAUUGCUCUGGUCGUCAUACUCGUCAUAUUCAAACAAGAAUAUAUAUUCUUGUUUGAAUAUUACGAGUAUGAUGAAGCAAACUGCUGGUAAAUAGAGAACAUGGUAUGCAUACAGCUACAUUAACACCUAUAAAAUGCAGUGGCACUACCUUUAUGAAGCUUUUAAUUUUAUUUUGAGUUGAUUACAUUGUCUCUUCAGGGGGCGAAAACUGGCCUCAAAAUGACCAGAUUUAGAUAAACAACUUUCUGACCAGGUCAAUAAAAAUGGACAUUUGGUAGUAGUUGCUGCAUGGCUACUGCAGUAAAGUAUGUUGUAUUUUACAGGAGGUUAUGAUGUUGUGUCCAUCCCCUGUGUAUUAAAUGUAUGAACCCAGACAAUGUACACCAACUCCCUUUGGUUGACAUUUAAUUGAGAACAGGGUGCACGGUUUGCUUUUAGAUUCUGAGUGAAUUUUCUCGGCUGUCAGCCUUAAACAAAAAUAAAAUACAACCAUUGAAAUAUGUGAAUUAAAAUACUGUCUUCUUAAAGGCAUUUGAAAGUAUAUCCUCCUGGAUUAUUUGUGCCUUUGCGAAUUGCGCCUGCAAGUUAACAUGAUUACUGAUAUUAAAGAGUUUCUGUUGUUCCAUUG
Messenger RNA from Gasterosteus aculeatus aculeatus (three-spined stickleback), 4441 nucleotides. NCBI's taxonomy places the organism in Eukaryota, Metazoa, Chordata, Actinopteri, Perciformes, Gasterosteidae. The record is from RefSeq and is a predicted model, not a curated record.